Alexandromys fortis (reed vole) is the source of this 2937-nucleotide messenger RNA. It is a transcript of the gene Dlgap3, whose product is annotated as DLG associated protein 3. The record is from RefSeq and is a predicted model, not a curated record. Lineage: Eukaryota; Metazoa; Chordata; Mammalia; Rodentia; Cricetidae. The coding region runs from base 1 to 2937 and encodes 978 amino acids. The transcript has 10 exons. Gene Ontology annotation, biological process: signaling. Gene Ontology annotation, cellular component: glutamatergic synapse; postsynaptic specialization. Gene Ontology annotation, molecular function: molecular adaptor activity.
AUGAGGGGUUACCAUGGCGACCGAGGCAGCCAUCCCCGCCCAGCCCGCUUUGCUGACCAGCAGCAUAUGGACGUGGGCCCAGCUGCCAGGGCCCCGUACCUGCUGGGCUCCAGGGAGGCCUUCUCCACCGAGCCCCGCUUCUGUGCUCCAAGAGCUGGCCUGGGACACCUUUCUCCAGAAGGGCCCCUGAGCCUGAGUGAGGGCCCAUCAUCUGUAGGUCCUGAGGGAGGCCCAGGGGGGGUGGGGCCUGGGGGAGGCAGCAGUACCUUCCCCAGGAUGUACCCCGGCCAGGGCCCCUUCGACACCUGUGAAGACUGUGUGGGCCACCCACAGGGCAAGGGUGCCACCCGCCUGCCUCCCACACUCCUGGAUCAGUUUGAAAAGCAGUUACCAGUUCAACAAGAUGGCUUCCACACACUCCCAUACCAGCGAGGUCCAGCAGGGCCUGGGCCUGGACCUGGAUCUGGCCCUGCCCCUGAGGCUCGCAGCGAGAGUCCUAGCCGCAUCCGGCACCUGGUUCACUCUGUGCAGAAGCUCUUUGCCAAGUCCCACUCUCUGGAGGCACCCGGGAAGCGAGACUACAAUGGGCCCAAGGCCGAGGGAAGAGGUGGCUCUGGGGGAGACAGCUACCCUGGCCCAGGCUCUGGAGGUCCUCACACCUCUCACCACCACCAUCACCACCACCAUCACCAUCACCACCAGUCCCGGCAUGGCAAACGGAGCAAGAGCAAGGACCGCAAGGGGGAUGGGCGCCACCAGACCAAGGCCACAGGCUGGUGGAGCUCUGAUGACAAUUUGGACAGUGACAGUGGCUUUCUGGCGGGUGGGAGGCCCCCUGGAGAGCCUGGGGGUCCCUUCUGCCUGGACGCUCCAGACGGGUCCUACCGGGACUUGAGCUUCAAGGGCCGUUCGGGCGGGUCAGAAGGCCGCUGCCUUGCAUGCACUGGCAUGUCCAUGUCACUGGAUGGACAGUCGGUCAAGCGAAGUGCCUGGCAUACCAUGAUGGUCAACCAGGGCCGGGACGGAUACCCAGGGGCCGGGCCAGGCAAGGGGCUCCUGGGUCCAGAGACCAAGGCCAAAGCCAGGACUUAUCACUAUCUGCAGGUGCCGCAAGAUGACUGGGGGGGUUACCCCACGGGUGGCAAGGAUGGGGAGAUCCCCUGUCGCAGGAUGCGGAGCGGCAGCUAUAUCAAAGCCAUGGGGGAUGAGGAGAGCGGAGACUCAGACGGUAGCCCCAAGACAUCUCCCAAAGCACUCGCCCGACGCUUUGCCUCCCGCCGCUCUUCCAGCGUGGACACAGCCAGGAUCAACUGCUGUGUCCCACCCCGGAUCCAUCCCCGGAGUUCCAUCCCUGGCUACAGCCGUUCCCUCACCACUGGACAGCUCAGCGAGGAGUUCAACCAGCAGCUGGAGGCCGUGUGCGGGUCCGUGUUUGGGGAGCUUGAGUCCCAGGCCGUGGACGCCCUGGACCUGCCCGGCUGUUUCCGCAUGCGGAGCCACAGCUACCUCCGGGCCAUCCAGGCCGGCUGCUCUCAAGACGACGACUGCCUACCCCUCCUUGCUGCCCCUGCCUCUGUCUCAGGGAGGCCCGGCUCCUCCUUCAACUUCAGAAAGGCCCCGCCCCCCAUCCCGACGGGAAGCCAGGCCCCACCCCGCAUCUCCAUCACCGCCCAGAGCAGCACUGACUCUGCCCAUGAGAGCUUCACUGCAGCAGAGGGCCCAGCCCGGCGCUGUAGCUCCGCGGACGGUCUGGACGGCCCGGCCAUGGGCGCACGCACCCUCGAGUUGGCGCCGGUGCCACCCCGGGCCAGCCCCAAGCCCCCCACACUCAUCAUCAAGACUAUCCCCGGCCGGGAGGAGCUGAGGAGCCUGGCGCGGCAGCGGAAGUGGCGGCCGUCCAUUGGGGUGCAGGUGGAGACAAUCUCAGACUCGGACACCGAGAACAGGAGCCGAAGAGAGUUCCACUCCAUUGGCGUUCAGGUGGAAGAGGACAAAAGGCGGGCAAGGUUCAAGCGCUCCAACAGCGUGACCGCCGGUGUGCAGGCAGACCUGGAGCUGGAGGGCUUGGCUGGCCUGGCCACUGUGGCCACAGAAGACAAGGCCCUGCAGUUCGGACGUUCCUUCCAGAGGCACGCCUCUGAGCCCCAGCCCGGACCCCGGGCCCCCACCUACUCAGUCUUCCGCACGGUCCACACGCAGGGCCAGUGGGCCUACCGCGAGGGCUACCCACUGCCGUACGAGCCGCCAGCCACUGAUGGGUCGCCUGGCCCUACCCCUAUCCCCGCCUCUGGUCCCGGGUCCGGCCGCCGAGAUUCUUGGAUGGAGCGCGGUUCACGUAGCCUCCCCGACUCAGGCCGCACGUCCCCCUGCCCACGGGACGGCGAGUGGUUCAUCAAGAUGCUGCGGGCAGAGGUGGAGAAACUGGAACAUUGGUGCCAGCAGAUGGAGCGUGAGGCGGAGGACUAUGAGCUUCCGGAGGAGAUCCUGGAGAAGAUUCGCAGUGCUGUGGGCAGUACACAGCUUCUCCUGUCUCAGAAGGUCCAGCAGUUCUUCAGGCUGUGUCAGCAAAGCUUGGACCCCACUGCGUUCCCUGUGCCCACCUUCCAGGAUCUGGCGGGUUUCUGGGACCUCCUGCAGCUCUCCAUUGAAGAUGUGACCCUCAAGUUCCUGGAGCUACAACAACUCAAGGCCAACAGCUGGAAACUCCUGGAGCCUAAGGAGGAGAAGAAGGUCCCUCCGCCCAUACCAAAGAAGCCCUCGCGGGGGCGGGGCGUGCCGGUGAAGGAGCGCUCCCUGGACUCCGUGGACCGGCAGCGGCAGGAAGCGCGCAAGCGGCUCCUGGCGGCCAAGCGCGCCGCCUCGUUCCGCCACAGUUCGGCUACCGAGAGCGCGGACAGCAUCGAGAUCUACAUCCCCGAGGCCCAGACCAGGCUGUGA